Molecule: messenger RNA, 633 nt
Organism: Podospora pseudocomata
Lineage: Eukaryota; Fungi; Ascomycota; Sordariomycetes; Sordariales; Podosporaceae
Exons: 2
Coding region: 1-633 (210 amino acids)
Source: RefSeq, a predicted model, not a curated record
AUGGUCGACGUCGCGGAUAAAGAUGGCCGUAUCCCGCUGCACAUUGCAGUCAUGAAAGCCUCUCGUACUGGCCAGCAAAAGUCAACAUGGGAAGCGAUUAUCCAAAAGCUCGUCAGUACUUUGACACCCAGGCAAACAGCUGGCGCAAAUCCUAAGGACCACCGAGGUUUCACACCAUGGGACUAUGCAGAGAGGGCGAUGGGACAGCACAGAAUGUGGCUGAAGAAGCUGAAGAUUCAUGACCUACGAACCGGAGCAACGGCAGCACAACAUGAGAGGCUUGAGGCGUUGGUCGCUCCUCCGCAAGACUCAGACCAAUAUGUAGCUUGCCGUAAAGCAGAAGCCACAUUGGUUCAAUUCUACAUCCAGGAUUCCACUGGCGACAAAACCGAAAAGUUCGAAAUGCAGCAUCCGGAUGUCUACAAAGUCCUCUACAACCCACAGCACCAAGCCCACAUCAUUUUUGAUCGGAACAGAAUACGGUCUCUCACAUCGACUUGCCGGUGGAUUCAUCUACCGGCAACGAAUGAGAAAUGGGCCCAGGUGAAUACCUUCACUUGUUGUUUUUUUGUUGAGAGGGCUAGGACUGACCGUAUUGGUUCAGGAUCUUUUCACGAGCCUGAAAAUCAUUGA